UAUGUUCAACCAACAAUUGCGAAACUUUCAGAGGUCUUCACCCAACCGCCAAAUUGUUAAACGCGCUCCCUCCUAAAGCGUUUCCAUGAGAAAACAACCUUCAACUCCUCAAGAGGAGAUUGAUCUGACCUCCAAGCGCAUCAACUAGGUGACCUGAAGCUACGGUUUCUCCAGGUGGUUCUACUCGGGAAAAAAAAAUCUUAAAAAUUUCAAGGCCAAGAAGAAUCGCUAGAAGGCAUACCGAUUUUGCUGUAAUGGUUUAUGAAAAAUAUUUCUCAUCAUUCAUUCCAAUGCGACUGAAGGAAAAUACGGCUUGAGUAGAACACAUUACGCAGUUUUCGCACAUCCCCGAAAUUGGGGAAAAUCGACGGGCACCGGAAAAUAAACGAAGAGACGUCGGCGCAUUGACCCGGAGGUUGGCGGCGUCUGUCGCCACGCACACUGUGAUCCCGAGUUUGCAAAAACAGUUUCGUGUUAGUUAUCGGUCACACGAUAUUAGACAUUUACAAAUACGUGGAAGUGUAACGACCAUGUUAGCUAAAAGUGGGAAUACUUUAGAGAAGUAUUACAGCAAUUGGAGAUGAGAUUUUCCGUCUUGAGUUUAAUGCUGCUCUCGUAUUUCCCCCUAACGAUACCCGGUCAACUAUUACAGCCGCCUCGCAAUUUUUUUCCAGAUGAGGACGAAGAUGAACCUACAGAAAUUGAUCAAGAAAAUGAGGAAACUAAUAGUACAGAAAAAGGAAUGUACGUGGGAGCGCCUUGCGAAUUCACGUGCAACGCCAAAUUGCACCACGUGUUCUGCAACCCAGUCAGCGGGGAAUGUGAAUGCGAAAAAAAAUAUCCAGUCAAGCUCAAUCCCUUCACCGGCUGCAGCAAACCACGAGGACUGGGAGAAAUCUGUUACUACAAGGAAGCAUGCCGAUUUUCAGACCAACACUCGUCGUGCAUUCAAGUUCAUCACAACGCGAUCUGUCAGUGCGAAAAGGGCUACCACUCUGUGGCUCGGCAAAAGAAUUCGAAAAGAAUCUUCUGUGCUGAGGAUUUGGCCGCGAUGACAACGGAUUUCACCACAUUUGCUGGAGUCCUGUCCGGCAUAGCUAUUUUAACGGGUCUAAUUUGUUUCGUUUUACACUUGUUCAAUCAGAACCUAUAUGGAAGCAAUCAUCGACGAAGACAUCGUUUCGGAAACGCCAAUUUAGCACCUCCUAUCCUAUUUUCAAGUGAUGCAGAAAUGGGACUCCUUCUCGAUUUCGGUUCUUUACCAUUGCCAAUCAUCGAUAGAAGUUUGACGUCAGCAUCUCGCACUUCAAGUCGUAGGACGCUGGCAUCGAUACAAUCGCGUAGAGCUAGCAGUGCGCAGGGUUGUCGCGCAGGCAUCUCAGUCGUUUCCUCUUCCAGAACAGGUGCGGCCCGAUCUGCCGCCAUCUUGCUUCUCUCUUGCCAAUAUGAUUUCGACGCGCGCAACUACAAUUACGAGACAGAACCUGCAAUAGUACAGCUCAGGCCUACUGCGCAAGUUCGAUAUUUCGGGUCUCGAAGGCCUAGCAUCACAUCUAUCCACAGUGGUAGUUCUAUAAGAAGCUACAGUGCUCGAAGGUAUGAAAAAGAGAGACUGGAAAAGGAAGAAAGAGAGCGAGAAAGGAGAUUGGGAAGAUUCAGUGCUUCGAACUCCAGAGAUAGGGUAGCACCAAGCCCCAGCCCUCAUUCAACCGACGACCUUCUCCCAACCCUUGAGGAAGAUAAGCAGAAUGAAAAUAGUUCGUGGCCAACGGUAUACUACGUACCCCCACUAGCAAUUAGAGAAGAAUCUUCAUCCAGUUUCCAAGAAGAAACCCCUUCCACUUCGAAACAAUAUACUUAAAAAAAUCAGUAUUACGACUAUAGUUGCCUACUUAAUGAUAACGAAAUGUUAAAAAGUGAUAGUUAGGUAUGCCAGUAAAUUAAUUCAUGAUGAUGACUACGUAAUGACAACUAGGUAUUAUCGAACAUUUUGCAAAUUAUGUGUUGAAACAUAUCCAAAUGAAUUCGAAUAUAAUGAUAUUCCCUGUACCCUUUCGACAACCUACCAAUUAGAAUUUAAUAAGGUCUUUGUACUAAAUCCUAUAAUGGAUUGUUUUAGAAGCAUCCUUGAGCUGGUCAACUGAAACAAAUAUUUACAUUGAAAUUUCAUUAAAAUUAGAAAAGUACAAUGGAUAUUUUCCAGGUCAAAUUCAAAAUAAACGCUAUUAAUUUGGGAAAUCAUAUUUCCUGGAGAAAAUAUCAAUAUAUUUCUUAUAUUGACUAGCUUAUAGAAAUAAUGGAAAUCUGUUGAUGAUAUUAGGACUUGAACAUGUGGAGAAUUCCCAUAUAGGUAUAUAUUUGCUCAAUUCGAUAAAUUCUCAAAUCAUGGAAUAAUUCAUAUCAGCAUUUGACAUUGUAUAACUACUGUAUUCAUUACGCACUUUAUAAAGCACAAAAUAUAUUGCAUAAAAUUGUCGAAUGACGCGCCUAUUAUGAAAAUUGAUCGGAACCAUUUUUCAGUAUCAAGUGAUAUUUUUCUACUGAAUUUUUGAAAUAUAUAAUUGAUGAACUGAACUGUCACUAAAUAAUCAUUCCAGUUAAUAAUUAGGUGACUGCGCAUGAGGAAUGUCAUCAAAGGUCUUCCACCAAAAGAAAAUCAAUCAAGUUGUUGUGUGUUUUCCCAAACAAGGAUUCCGAAUUUAUUGCAAAAAACAGAUUUCCAUACUUUCUACGUAAGAACUUCUGCUUGAUAUAAUCUGCAAUUAUAUUGUCAACGUAGCUUGAAUUUUUGGAAACAAUUUUAUUGGAAGGUGGAUAUAAUUCAAUGCAAUUAACAUGAAUGAAGUUUGGUGUCGAAUAUAAUUUUUAUGAAUGUUAAAAUUAUUUGUGAAUUUUUAUAGAAACAAUAUUGAAGGGUAAAAUUACUGAAUGAUUAAAUAAUUUGUACCUAAUUGAAACAAUAUAUUGUACUCUAUAAUAAAUGAGCUGAGUACUGUUA
Coccinella septempunctata (seven-spotted ladybird) is the source of this 2998-nucleotide messenger RNA. RefSeq lists its product as uncharacterized. The transcript has 10 exons. Lineage: Eukaryota; Metazoa; Arthropoda; Insecta; Coleoptera; Coccinellidae. The record is from RefSeq and is a predicted model, not a curated record. The coding region runs from base 581 to 1861 and encodes 426 amino acids.